This is a messenger RNA of Diprion similis, 1758 nucleotides long. RefSeq names its product F-box only protein 39-like. The coding region runs from base 176 to 1468 and encodes 430 amino acids. Gene Ontology annotation, molecular function: protein binding. Gene Ontology annotation, biological process: SCF-dependent proteasomal ubiquitin-dependent protein catabolic process; positive regulation of protein ubiquitination. The transcript has 7 exons. Gene Ontology annotation, cellular component: SCF ubiquitin ligase complex. NCBI's taxonomy places the organism in Eukaryota, Metazoa, Arthropoda, Insecta, Hymenoptera, Diprionidae. The record is from RefSeq and is a predicted model, not a curated record.
UAAUGUUUUUACGUCAAACUAUAAUUUCGUUCUAAGAUUGAAUUGCAUAAAAUUUAAGACACCUGGUACAACGAAGUGAGUAGAUACAAAUAGCAAUGAUAACCGAUGACAGAAAAGUACUUCAGAUGUAACGACGAUGAGAUGAGAUGAGGUCAAGACAGAUUGAAGCUGGGAGAUGUGGGAUCAGCUGCCGGAGCUGAUACUUACAGAAAUAUUCAGGCACCUAAAUAGCAGGGACCGGGCAAAUUUGGGAGAGGUCUGCAAAUCAUGGAAACACGCCGUAUCCUCUCCUAUUCUUUGGCGCUCAGUGACAGUCCUCAUAGAUCGUGAUCUGCGUGGUGAAUUACCACUGGCAAAAGAGCUUGCGGUCAAGUAUGGGCAGCACAUGCGUCGCCUGGAGCUCGCUUGGUCUAGGCCAUAUGUAAUUCCAAGGGAGACACGGUUUGCACGUAACAUUCAGGCAGAAGCGGGUGCAGAUUUCCUCAAUGUCAUUAGAACAAAAGACGUGCAACUGAAGGAGCUCAUCCUGGCUGACUGGGUAUUCAGUUGCAAGUGGGGUAAUCGAGGAAAGCUUUUAUGCGCAUUAGCUAAUUUCUUAGGCUGCCAGCACAAACUUGAGACUCUGGACCUGAUGAAUGCUAAUUUAGGAGUCAGUGACGUUUUGAGAAUUUUGGGUUCUGCGGUCAGAGCAUCUGGGGAUCGCCUAGCGUCAUUGGAUCUUCGAGGUGCUUUCAGGGAGUGGCAAGCACCUCACAGCAACCCCAGGUAUCUGCGUCUACUUGGUCGACUGGGAGCUUUGGCCACCCUCAGACUAGAUUAUCCAGCUUUAUCGGACAGUGUACUCAAUGCUUUAACCAGUGCUGCACCGUCGGCCCUUCGCAUACUUCAUAUAUCUGUUCGAGACUCUGAUUCCAGGCAACACACAAUCACUAACAGAGCUUGGCAUGAACUUGCCGUUGCAUGUCCUAAGCUGACAGUCUCUUACACGAUAGUGAACAUCUCGCACUAUGAGGACAUGUGCUAUUUGCUACUGCCCAGUGUUCCACUUGGGAGUUUUCAAAUGUUUAGCGGCCAUGUCUGGGAUCAGAGCAGAUCUCGUAACUUUCGGAGUACCGUUGGACUACUCAUAACUCACUAUACUGACACAUUGUCGGAAGUCAUGCUCCAGUUGCGAAACAAUCGAGAAUUGCUAGAUGAUUUAUUAGUAUCUCUUUUGGUUCGCUGCAAACAAUUAACACAGUUGCAAUACGACGGUGUUCUCAGGAGCUUGGACACCCUGCGAGAUAUUUGUGAACUUCAGACAGCCAGCAAGACUUGUUUUCAACGAAUUCAUGUGAAACCACGUAAUGUAAGUUCACACAAUCGUGCAAUCUUGGAUGACAUCGGCUAUCAGUACGAUCAUAAAAUGGUGCAGCAAGGAGUUGAUUUCUGUAUUGAAGACCCUGCUUCAGUUUUGAUAUUUCACUGAAAAUUUCUGUCUCUGUUAAAUCUAAUAUCAUUAUGCUUUCCAACAUCCAACAAAAAGUGCUAAACUACAAAUUUGGCACACAAAUGAUAUCUGAAUCUGAAUUGCAAAAUUAGGUUGUCCGGAGUUUAUCAGUGCCACAGUUGAACAAUUAUGUAAAUUUAAUACCUUCCUUGUAUUGCAGUAAUUAAACGUUUUUAUUAACCGCAUAACACAUUAUUUUGGAACAGUUCAAGUCUCACCACACAUAUCAUGUAAUGAUAAAAAAAUACAUUCUACUAUGACAUUAGAAA